AUGUGGGUCAUGGGAGCAAUCCUGCUCCUCUGCCCAGAAUCCCUUUCAGGUUCUACUGAAGAUUCAACAAUCAUCUACUCGGAAAUUACAGUGCCCAGGCAGCUGGAGGCAAAGGAUGGGACCUUCACAGAGGGGGACGUGUCCUAUUUAAUAACAGCAGAAGGAAGUCACCACAUCGUCCAUCUGACGCGGGCAAAAAAUCUGAUAGCCAAGGACAUCCCGAUUUUCACAUACAGUCCAGAGGGAGAGCUGAUAACCGAGUUUCCAUAUAUUCAGGAUGACUGCUACUACGAGGGGUUUGUGGAGGGCUCCCCGGGAUCCAUCGUCUCCCUCAGCACAUGCUUCGGGAUCAGCGGAGUUUUGCAAAUUGGAGAUCUGAGUUACGAAAUCGAGCCCGUGGAGAACUCCUCGACGUUUCAACACCUCAUUUACCGAAGGGCGUUGGAAGGCGGCUCACAUCAGCUGUGCCAAGUGCCUGAAGAGCACCAGGACCAUCUGCUUGAAGAUGGAGAACUUGUAAACGUGAGUCAUAAAAUCCUUGUUAUCAAAGAGGUUCCUGGUCUCCCAGUCCUCCCCGUGCCCACCAGAUACUUGGAGCUGGCUCUGAUCACAAACAAAGAACUGUUCAAAGUUAACCACCGCAACGAGACCCGCAUGCUGCAUCUGUUCAUUUCCAUAAGCAACCUCCUGAACACGGUCUACAAGCCCAUGAAGCUGCAGAUCAUCAUCAGCGCGGUGGAGAUGUGGACCAGGAGGGACCGGGUGCCACCCGGCCGCAGCCUGGCCCAGGCACUUCAGGGCUUUGCCGCGUGGUGCCAGAGAGACGCCGUCAGUCGCAUUAAUUACGACCAUAUCCAAUUAUUGCUUGGCCAGCGCUACAAGGAACGGGGAUUUGCCUGGAAGGGGACAAUGUGCCAGAUGAACUCCAUGGGUGUCGUCUCGUUCCCCGGCCACGACACCACCAGCAACGUGAUGACGCUGGCCCAUGAAAUAGGCCACAGCUUAGGCUUCAGCCACGACGACACGGAACAAUUUCACGACAGAUUUUGCAAUUGCAACUGCACCCUCAGAGGAUGCAUCAUGCGAACAUCCCCGGGAUCUUGCUUGGCAUUCAGUAAUUGCACAAUGGGAGAGUAUUACAAUGAAGUAAUAAGAAAAAAACUACCUUGCCUAUUCAACAAACCAUCUUUAAAAUCACGUCUUCUUGAACUCUGUGGCAACGGUGUCUUGGAAAAAGAGGAAGAAUGUGAUUGUGGCAGUGACAAGGCAUGCCUGCAAGAAGGAUGCUGCCUCUCCUCCAGCUGCUUGCUCACCCCGGGGGCUUCUUGUUACAGAGGCGAAUGCUGUCACAAAUGUCAGUUACAGCCAGCAGGAAAAAUCUGCAGAGAAGCCAGGAGCGUCUGUGAUCUCCCCGAGUACUGCAACGGCUCUUCAGGGUCCUGCCCCGUGGAUGUAUAUAAGGAAGACGGAACCCCCUGCGGCAACAACCGCUGCUACGACGGGCACUGCCACAGCCACGAGGCACAGUGCAAGGCUUUGUUUGGCAGAGCCGCCCAUCGCGCCCCGCUGAGCUGCUUCAGGGAAGUAAAUGUUCGAGGCGACCGGUGUGGGAACUGCGGCUGGAAUGGGAUGUACUACACGAAAUGCCUGGAAGAGAACGUCCUGUGCGGAAGAGUGCAGUGUGCCAACAUUGACAGGGUACCCGCCAGGCAAGACGGCGAGACCGUGGUUCAGACUAUCGUGAACGACCAGCUCUGCUGGGGCCUCGACUUUCACCUGGACCCAGACACCCCUGACGAGGGAUCCGUGAAAGACGGCACAUCGUGCGGUAGAAACAAGAUAUGUAUGAACAGGACAUGCGUCAGCGCAGCUUUUCUCAACAAUGACUGUACGGAGAAAAAAUGCAAUGGCAGAGGGGUGUGCAACAAUAAGAGAAAUUGUCACUGCGAUUUCGGAUGGGCCCCUCCUGACUGCAAGCUGGUAGGAUUUGGGGGCAGCGUUGACAGCGGACCGCCUCCUUCUUUGCACAUUGCAAGGAAUAUGGGGAAAGCUGCUGGAAUCCUCUUACUCUUCUUGACUUUGGGCCUUUUGCUAUACAAGAGGGUUGCCAUCGCUCAGUGGAUCCGGAGGUGGCAACUUAGAAGACAGGAAAAAAAUCGUAAUACCACUCCUCCUCUGAAAGAAGAGAACCUAGCAGAGGAAGAGGAAAGCCUUUCUAAGGACUAAGCCUGAUUCUUCACAGGACACAAGACCCCAGG
This is a messenger RNA of Tyto alba (common barn owl), 2258 nucleotides long. Its product is annotated as disintegrin and metalloproteinase domain-containing protein 9. Gene Ontology annotation, biological process: proteolysis; male gonad development. The coding region runs from base 1 to 2226 and encodes 741 amino acids. The transcript has 21 exons. Gene Ontology annotation, molecular function: metalloendopeptidase activity. The record is from RefSeq and is a predicted model, not a curated record. NCBI's taxonomy places the organism in Eukaryota, Metazoa, Chordata, Aves, Strigiformes, Tytonidae. Gene Ontology annotation, cellular component: sperm head plasma membrane; external side of plasma membrane; plasma membrane.